AUGGAUAUCACAAAAACUUCAUCACAACGAAAAUUUCGACAAAUCAUUCAACCACAUGAGCACAACUUUAAUGUUCCGUCAUUUGGAUAUGAUUUUCGAAAUACUUUCAAAACGAAUGAGAAAAACACAAUUCAACAACAGCUGCCUACUGAUACAACUUCCGAAUUAAAAAAUUCAGUGAAAAUGGCCUUAGCAACAGUUAACCAACCAAAACCUCUAAAUUCUGUUAUUGCCAAAACUGGUCCAUCGGUAGAUCAAACAGCUGAUUUCACAUAUGCUUCAAGACCUCAACUUAGAGAUAUGCAUAAGGAACUACAAACAACAAGUAGUCUACGACGACAAAAUUUUAAUGAAAGACAGGUAAAACUGAAUGAAAGUUCAGUGUCUGCUACCCUAUCAACUAAAUCAUCAACUUACAGACCAGGUUCAAUGUACUUACCAAAAUCAAAAAAUGACCACGUUUUUACUGAACAAAAUAUGAAUUCUCAACAAGCUGGACUAUCACAACUGCCAGAGUCUAAACAACUGUAUACCGACACAGGAUAUGCAGUUGGUACAGGAGGUCAAUUUGAUCAUUCCUCAUUGCAAAGAGCUUCAUCUUUAGGCAGAAAUUCACACAAAUCCGUACCUGCUUUUAACCCAGUGUUGCCACACUCCGGACUCCCUGGUAUUUUCGAAAACGCAACUGUUAAUGAACAAUCUAAACCUGAUUUACAAUAUUCACACCAAAUGACAACCCAAAUGGAUUAUCCGCAAUGGUAUCAUCAUCAACAACAAAGUCUACAGCUGUCACAGCCACAAGAAACAAUAAGUCAACCAGUUCAACAGAUUCACUCUCUACAUUCUAGUGGGUGGAUUUUUCCACAGAAUACUGUGACUUCACCUCAGGUUCAUUCAUCAGCUCCAAAUAAUCAAACGAGUUGCUAUAAUUCAUCUUCAUAUAAUCCCGCUAAUAACGUAGGACAAUUUAUGUUUACUGUUCCUCCAACAGUCUCAAAUAUUGGAGGUACAAGCAACCAACAAGGUGUUACUCCACAAAGUUAUAUCCUUACUCCUGAUAUAGCUUCGUUUACUCAUUCACAGACUUCAGAAAGAGUUAGUGGUCCAUCAACUCAGCCAGUUCACCAGUCUCAGUUAUUACCUGGUACCACUGUUCUUCAGCCACAAGUUGCCAUAGUUACAGUUGACCCAGAAAUUUUGAGGGCUAUACUUUCCGGUGCAUUCAAUACACAAGCUCUUUUUCAGUCGGUAAAUAUGAGCUCUAAUAGUAAACCAAAUAUAAAUAUGACAUCUUCCGUCAAUUUGCCAACACAAAAGUCGGAUAAUUCGAACAUUGACGCAUUUCCUUUGUCACUGACUAAAAAUUACUGUCAACCUUCAGAAACUCAGAAUGUUUUUGUUCCUGAAUCGAGUAUUUCCACCGACACAAACAAAGAAGAUCAAAAUUUGGAGAACUUGUGUUGUCUGAAUGAUACAGAAAGCCAAAACUCAACAUUUUCCCAUAAUAAAACUAAAGACAAAUCCAAUGACAAUCAAGAGCUGAUCAGAUACUCGAACGGUAUACAACCCAUACAGAACUCUUCAGACGAUAAACCACGAGAAUCAGCACCCAGAAUUGGAAAUCCUCCAAGAACACUUAAGUUUUUAGACAAGACAGAGUCGUGUGAACCAGGUGGCCAAACCGAAGAUAGUCAUCAUAGUGGACUGACUAGUGGUCGAGAGCCUAGAAAACUUAAACCAUCCAGUUUUAUCUUUGGAUCCCGAAAAGCAUCAACAGAUGAACCACCCAAUCUUCACAAAAAUGAGACAAAUGAAAAUUUAGGGAAAUCAAAAGCUGAUAACACCGACAUGAUUGAUCAACGUCAAGAAGUUUCUUCAAUAAGCGCUUAUUAUGAACAACUGAAACGUCGGAACUCCAGACCGCUUAGUGCAUGCAAAUUAACAGCCGGAACACAGUUUCAACCACCUGCAGACCCAUCCUCACUUAAAACGUCGGAAUGCCCUCCUAAUUUUGAAAGUAGCCCUAUGAAUUGUCGGUCAGCUCAUCAGUUGACGAGAGGUUAUACUGUUGCAUCAAGUAAACCAGAUCAUCCCGGUUUAUCAACCGGGUUUUCCAAAGAAAGAACACAAUUAAAGGAAACUGAUCCAUCGAUAAUGACUGUGGCCGAACGUGCAAAGCAGUGGUUGUUAGCACAAUCAAGUGGUUGCCGUGAAACACAACGUUACUCUACGUCUGGUUUCAUUGAUCAAGAUUUAGUUGACUGUCAAGAUUUAGUACCAGUUGAAGAUAGAGUAAAAAUGUUUGAUAUUGGUGCAUCUUUAGGCCAUCAAACUGAAAAACAUCCAGAAGUGAAAUCAGAACUACAAGAACUUUGUAAAAAAAAGCAAGUGAAGUUCGGUGAAACUAAUAUACAAAAACCAGAUUCUUCUAAAUCUAUAAACUUGACAAACAAAUCAGUCACCUCUGUAACUCUUCAGACUUUAAGGCCAAAUCAUAUAAAUCCAAGAAGACCUCAUUCUAGCGUAAACUUACAUAGAAUCAAGCAAGAAUCUCCACAAAUGGGAGUGACCCAACCAGCAAUUAAAACUUCUCAAGGUGUGAACUUUAUCAAUUCAAGUUUAAAAAUUGCUCCAGUCAAAGGAGUACAACAAUCAAACGGGGAUGAAUUAACCAGAUUAAGUUUGAAUGAGAAACGAAAUUUAUUUAAUCAACGAUUUCAACAAGGACAAUCAAGUUUAACAAAUAAAUCAUUUAGUGGUGCAUCUGAACCAAAACGUGUAAUACGUCGAAAAACUCAACCGAUUACAUUGGAUGAUUUAGCGAAAGCAAAUCAACUUAUUUUAGAAAGAUAUUAUGGUAAACAUUUAGAAUCACCUUUCGGUAGUGUAAAAGGAGAUGAACAAGAUUCAUUUGGCUUCCAUGAGUAUGAUUCACAAUUAUCAACUCCGGAAGCCAGUUUAAUCAGUAAGUUACUAUUAUCAUUAUGCCAAUAUAUCAUAAUUAAAAUUUUCUUCAGAUCGAAAUAUUUUUGUACUAAUUUCAGCAUGACUACAGAUGAGUCCAAAGAUGCUUAUAAUGAUUUCUAUAACAGGUCUUUCAUUAAUCGAAAUAAUUGUUAUAGCAAUAAAUAUGGUAGAUGCGAAAAUUAUAUGGAAUCAAUGAUCAAGACAAAUAAUGAGUUCCCUAGAAAUCAAAGACAAGAAGCACAUAAUAACAGAUUGAAAAACCCGUCUAAAUCAUUCCGUUUAGAUCCACAUCAUGAUAAAUAUGAACUUUAUUCAUCGGACAAAAACAUUUAUAACUAUGAUAAAAAUGAAUAUUCAAAGAAUAUCUAUCGUAGUAAUAGUUGUAAACAUAAUCAUACUAGUGAUAAUUGUGGACCAUUUACACCAGAAUUGAACAGAGAAAUAUCAGCAAGGAAAUCAUCUAAAAUAAAUCAUCUUGUAAAUUUAUUGUAUAGAAAUUCAGAAGAACGAAAUAAGCAACAUAUCAUAACUAAUAAUAAUACUGGUAAUAACAGCAGGCCCAUAAAUUCAUUAGAACAAAGUGGUUUACCAGAGGGUAAUCAAAUAAAAAUUCAAAAUAAAUCAUUUUCCGGGAAACUACCUAGAACAAUUAAUUAUUCAUUUAAUUUACAUCAAAAUAAUAAACAAGUCGAAAAUACCAUAUUAAAUAAUAAUAUUAUUAUUCAAAAAGAAAAUAACAGUGAAGAGAGUUAUCCCCAAAUGUCAAUUAGAGAAAGGAUUGCAUGUAUUCAACAGAAUACUUUAAAUUGGAGAGAGCGCGUUGAAAAAGAAGAACCAAAUGUAGAUAAAUCAUGUGAUCUCAAUAAAAUUCGAUUAUCAUUAGUUGAGAAACAAGAAUCUUGGAAACAACGUGUUGAUUAUAAAAAUGAUUAUGAUUUUCCAAUAUUUGAACGAAAUAAAAAAACAAAUGACUAUACUAGUCUAGAACCUCUUCCAUCGAAAUGUCCUCAUUCACAAGAUCUAACAACAAACACAUCGAAAUGUUUACCAGUUGAACCAAUAAUACGCAAUACUAGCAAAGAAAAUCGUUCAGAAGUCAAACAUCAAGAAUCAUUUACGACAGCCGAUCCCAUCAAUAAACCUACUACCAUAACGAAGCCAAGCCCACUUGUUAGACAGGCAUUUCAUAUUUCCAAAAAUGUUAGCGUACCUACCAUGGAAGAUAAAGAAUUAACAGAUUUCUUCACCAGUAAAACGACUAUAGAAACAACUAGUGCAGUUGGACCAGUUAAGCUUCCGACUUUGCCUUCGCAACCAAAUAAAGAUUUGAACAACGUGUAUGAAAGGAUAGCUGAUGCACGACGUGCUGCUAGACCAGAAAAACGUAAACCUCCACGGGACUUAAAAAAUCCUUUAAAAGCUUUAGAACAGAGAGAAAACAUAAAAUCGAACUAUGAAGAAAUUCGUACACCUUUGGAAGCUAUUUCAACAGAUCAAGAAUCUGGUAAACAUAUCACACCGUUUAAAACAUUAUUACGUACAGUGGAUCCAUCUGUUAGAACUGACCUAGAUUUUGCUGCAAAAAACUCAAUUCUAGCCGAUUCAGCUAAAGCUGGUCUCGCAUGCUCUGAGGACAUAAAUGAGGCCAAAGGUAAUCUACGUUCAGUCCAAGAAGGACAAUCUCUUCGUAACUCUUCAACCCAAAGACAACUUUUACCUUACAAACCAAUCAUGUUGUUGCAUAUCAAAGGUCGACGUCAUGUUCAAGUUCGUUUAGUUGCCCCUUCAGCCAAAUCUAUGAAUUCCGGUGACUGUUUUAUUCUUAUCACACCUGAUUCAGUAUUCGCUUGGUUUGGUGAAUCCGCCAAUAUUGUUGAAGUGAACAAAACUCGAGAGUUAGCAUCAUGGAUUCACAAAAAGCAUGAACUGUCAUAUACAGGGAAUUUAGGUGAUGCAGCACAAAAUUUCGGUGAUGGUUAUAUUGCAAUACAUGAAAAGACUGAUUCUUACAAUGUUGUUGGCUGUUUGGAUAAUGAGAAUCAAAAUAAUACAACUGGUAGUUCUAAUCAGCACUAUUCUUCAGCUUUAAAGUUUUGGAAAGCUCUAGGUUAUAAUUCACCACAAAUGGUUCAUCACGCUGGACCACCUGAAGAAGACGAACGCUAUGAACUAAUGAUUCAGCACACUAAUCGUGUGUAUCGUGUUACUUUAGAUGGCUUAAUACCAUGUGAAGAGUGUUGGGGUAACCCAGUGAAAUAUCAUAUCUUACAAUCAGAUCAGGCAUUCGUUUUUGACUUUGGAUCUGAAAUGUAUUUAUGGACCGGUAAACAAAUUACUUCUGAACUCCGUCAAGCUGGUAUUGAAUUAGUUCAUAAGGCAUACAACAUGAAUUAUGAUUUUGGUCAGUGUAAAUUAAACCCACUGGAUCCAUUAAACUCACACACCAGUGAUAUAUUAGCUUCUGGAUCCAAACGACCAGAAUGGACUUUAUUGGGCAAAGUAACGGAUAGAGGUGAAACAGUCUUAUUUAAAGAGAAAUUCUUUGAUUGGCCUGAUACUUCAAGAAUUCAAAUAAAAUCAUUGAAACCUGGAAAAUCAAUCUCCACGGAGAGUUCUCCUGCUAUAGCUUCAUUGACUAUGGAACCAUAUUCAGCUAAUGAACUCUAUGAAACUGCAAUUAAUAAUCCACCACCUCCUCCAAAUCUACUAACACUUGAAGGACGUUACAUUGGUCGUGGUGGUAAAGUAUGUCGUUAUGAAGAUGGUAUAAUAAGACAGUUUUGGGUAGAAACAAAUGAACUUCGUGUAUGGCAUAUUUCCGAAUUUGCUAGGUACGAAAUAGCUUUAACAAGUCAUGGACAAUUUCAUAGAGAAGAUACUUAUGUCAUCAGAUGGUCAUAUAAAAUUGCUUAUACCAGUUUACAAAAUAACAAUAAACGUCCAACUGAAAAUGUUCGUGAACAUUGUGCUUAUUUCUAUUGGCAAGGAUCACGAAGUAAAAUAACAGAAAAAGGGGCAGCUGCAUUAAUGACAAUUGAAUUAGAUGAAGAAAGAGGUCCACAGAUAAGAGUGAUCGAAGGAAGAGAACCACCAGUAUUUUGUUAUCUAUUUAACGGUCGAAUGAUUACGCAUGAAGGAAAAAGAACCGCACAAAAAGAAUUCACUACACGUAUGUUCAUUGUCCGUGGUGAAGUUAUGGAAGAAGGUCAUCUCAUUGAAGUUCCAGUUCAGUUAAAUUCAUUACGUCCACAAGGUGUCUUAUUAUUAGUGCAAUAUACCAAAUAUCCAAUGUCAGAUUCUGCUGAAAUUAUUAGAGCAUUUUGUUGGAUUGGUCAGUUAGUACCACCUAGUUAUUUAACAACAGCAAAAUAUGUUCUCAACCAAUUAAAGAAAUGUUGUCCACCAGAACUUGGCAAACAAUUAAAUCUGAUUUAUGAAAUUCAUCAACAUGAUAGAAAUGAACUAUCUAAAGAAUUUUUAAAUAUACUCAAUUCUGAAGAUCAAUUAUCGAGUCCAUUAUGCUUAGAUUCAAUAAAAUCUCAUAGUCGAAUGGCUAUCUGGCAAUUUACACACCAUAAAGGACGCAAACUAGGUGUGGAACGAUUAAAUUAUACUCUUCAGCCAGAUCCGGCAAGUUUACCAUUUGAUGAGACAUUGAUCAAAACUAAUACUAAUAGUGUAUCGCCAUCAUCACAAUCUACUGAAGGAGUUACUGAACGAUUUUUAGCAUCACAAAACUUAAUAACUGCCCACUUAUCUCAGUCUCCUAUAGAGCCGGCUUUUCCAUUCCUACUUGGAGAUUUAUACUCUGUACCACAACCAUCCCUGUUUCUCAUCAUAACUCGAAUACCGUCUGUUUAUAUUUGGGAAGGAUGGUGGCCUAUAUCUACUUUAACAAGAUCUCGAUUUAUGUCACAAAAGUUAUCGAGAUCUUUUUCAACUUAUAGCAAGUCUCCUUCUAUUCCAGGAGAUCAAACAGAUGAUUAUAGAUGGAGUACAUCAUUAGAUGAAUGUUUUGAAUUUAGUCCACAAAAUUCAGCCGAUGGAUCUUUUGAUUUUGAAGAAAAUGAACAACCAGCUUUGACGGGAACAGGUCGUGCUCGAUUUUGUGCUGUACGCAAAGCUGCAAUGCAUACCGCUAAAGCUCUAGCAGAUAAAUUAGGUACAAAAGCUUAUUUAAUCUACGCUGGCUUAGAACCACCGGAAUUUUUAGUUUUAUUCCCUCCUUAUGUUAGAUCGACAGAUGCAAUAGCUUAUCAUCAAUUUGAAGAUGGUAAGACUGAUGGUCAAAAAGAUUUAAUUGACAGUUUACUAUCAUCAUAUACCUUGGCUUCAUAUACAUUGAGUGAUCUUCAACAACGUCCUCUCCCGCCUGAAUUGGAUGCAACCUGUUUAGAAACGUAUUUAGAUGAUAAGACCUUCGAAGAAAUAUUUUCAAUGUCUAGAGAAGAUUUCAAUAAAUUACCAAUAUGGAAACAGGCAGAAAUGAAAAAGUAUUCAGGUUUAUUCUAA
This is a messenger RNA of Schistosoma bovis, 7479 nucleotides long. The record is from the annotation of a GenBank genome assembly. Lineage: Eukaryota; Metazoa; Platyhelminthes; Trematoda; Strigeidida; Schistosomatidae.